AAACUUCAUCGAUACCUUCUUGUUUUGCUUGACCUGAAAAGUCAAUGGUUGACCAAGUGAGUCACUCACCACCCAUUAGUCUCUUAUCUUCUCAAAAUUCUUCAAUUCUCUUCUCGUUUUUUUUUUUUUAUCAAUUCCAAUGAUCUGUCACGUUUUAGUAAUUUUCACUAUUCUCGUUUCCGCCGUCGUCGACGCAACGGCGUCGUAUGAGCCCACUGAUGUCUUUCUCAUCAAUUGCGGCGAUACCUCCAACAACAUGGACUACAGUGGCCGGAACUGGACGACGGAGAAUCCGAAAUUUAUGUCAUCGAAUGCAGUUGACGACGCGUCGUUCACUUCAUCUGCGUCAUACCAAGAAUCAGGGAUUCCUCAAGUGCCGUACUUGAAAGCUAGGAUUUUCCGAUAUGAUUUCACUUACAGUUUUCCAGUCUCUCCCGGCUGGAAAUUCCUCCGGUUAUACUUUUAUCCGACCCGUUACGGAUCCGAUUUCGACGCCGUUAAAUCCUUCUUCUCCGUCAACGUCAACCGUUUCACUCUCUUGCAUAACUUCAGUGUAAAAGCUUCCAUACCGGAGUCAAGUUCUCUAAUCAAAGAGUUUAUCGUUCCGGUUAACCAAACUCUUGAUCUCACGUUCACGCCCUCUCCGAAUUCAUUAGCUUUCGUUAACGGAAUCGAGAUUAUCUCCAUGCCUGACCGGUUUUACUCAAAGGGAGGAUUUGACGACGUUGUAAGAAACGUUGGUAGGGACGUUGACUUCGAGAUAGACAACUCCACGGCUUUCGAGACCGUUUAUCGGGUAAACGUAGGUGGAAAAGUGGUGGGCGACGUCGGAGAUUCGGGAAUGUUCCGGCGUUGGCUUUCCGAUGAAGGUUUCUUACUCGGUAUUAAUUCGGGAGCCAUUCCGAAUAUAACAGGUGUAAAGAUCAACUACACGGAUAAAACUCCCGCGUACGUUGCGCCGGAAGAUGUAUACACGACGUGUCGCCUGAUGGGGAACAAAGACAGUCCUGAGCUAAACCUGAAUUUCAACCUGACGUGGCUCUUUGAAGUCGAUGCCGGGUUUGCCUAUAUAGUGAGGCUUCAUUUCUGUGAGACGCAACCGGAAGUCAACAAAACGGGUGACCGCGUCUUCUCCAUCUUCUUCGGAUAUCAACUGGCCAUGCGUGAAAUGGACGUGUUUCGGCUGAGUGGUGGUUUUCGGCUACCGAUGUAUCUAGAUUUCAAGGUACUUGUCGACGCCGACGGAACUAGCCAGAGACCUAGUCUUCGAGUUGACUUGACACCUUACAAAGAGGACUAUCCAACCUAUUACGACGCUAUUUUGAGUGGUGUAGAGAUUCUCAAGCUGAGUAAUUCUGAUGGUAAUCUUGCGGGGCUUAAUCCAAUUCCUCAACUAAGUCCACCACCACAAUCUAUAACGCCACUAAAAGGAAAAGGCAAGUCAUCACAUGUUUUGCCAAUAAUAAUUGCAGUGGUUGGUUCUGCAGUUGCGCUAGCGUUUUUUGUUCUUGUUGUUGUCCUCGUUGUUAUGAAGAGAAAGAAGAAGAGCAACGAGUCUAGUGUAGAUACCACGAACAAGCCUUCUACGAACUCGUCAUGGGGUCCUCUUCUGCACGGGACAGGCUCUACAAAUACAAAAUCUGCCUCAUCUCUUCCAUCAGAUCUCUGCCGUCGAUUCUCCAUCUACGAAAUCAAAUCCGCCACAAAUGAUUUCGAGGAAAAACUAAUCAUAGGAGUAGGCGGGUUUGGUUCUGUCUACAAAGGACGAAUAGACGGUGGAGCCACACUUGUUGCGGUUAAACGGCUGGAAAUUACAUCGAACCAAGGUGCUAAAGAGUUCGAUACAGAGCUCGAGAUGCUUUCAAAGCUUCGACAUGUACACCUCGUCUCUCUAAUCGGAUAUUGCGAUGACGACAACGAGAUGGUACUUGUCUAUGAGUAUAUGCCACAUGGUACACUUAAAGAUCAUCUUUUCAGGAGAGACAAGGCCUCUGAUCCUCCAUUGUCAUGGAAACGAAGGCUAGAGAUUUGCAUUGGAGCAGCUCGUGGAUUACAGUAUCUUCAUACUGGAGCCAAGUACACGAUCAUACAUAGAGACAUCAAAACCACAAACAUACUUCUCGAUGAGAACUUCGUCGCUAAAGUAUCUGACUUUGGUUUAUCAAGAGUUGGUCCUACUAGUGCUUCUCAAACGCAUGUCUCCACCGUCGUUAAAGGAACGUUUGGUUACUUGGAUCCCGAGUACUAUCGCCGUCAAAUCUUGACCGAAAAAUCCGACGUGUACUCUUUUGGAGUUGUUCUGUUGGAGGUUUUGUGCUGUAGACCGAUCAGAAUGCAAAGUGUUCCACCGGAACAAGCAGAUUUGAUCCGAUGGGUGAAGUCAAAUUUCAAUAAAAGAACCGUUGAUCAGAUCAUUGACUCAGAUUUAACCGCUGAUAUCACUUCGACCUCGAUGGAGAAGUUUUGUGAGAUAGCCAUUAGAUGUGUUCAAGACCGUGGUAUGGAACGGCCACCGAUGAACGACGUUGUUUGGGCGCUUGAGUUUGCUCUUCAGCUUCACGAGACUGCUAAGAAGAAGAAUGACAACGUGGAGUCUCUGGAUCUAAUGCCAAGUGGUGAAGUUGGUACGACCACGGACGGAGAAGAUGACUUGUUUAGUAGGACUACAGGACACGUUGGGAAAUCGACCACGACCGAUGACUCUGUUCUAGUUGUUGGUGAUGAGAGGAGUGGUUCGAGUUGGGGAGUAUUUUCGGAGAUCAAUGAACCUAAAGCACGGUAGAUUUGAUGGCUUGGUAAACAAGUAUCACAUUCUGGUUAGGGUUGAUAUAUAUUUGUGUAUGUAUAAUUGUUGAAUAAACACAUUAUUGUAUUUAAAUUACAUUUUGAUGAUUAUUUAGCAGCUUAAAUUUAGAUAUUAUAUACUUGCUUUUAUUUGACCAGAGAUAAAGUUGGAUUUUUUUUUGGCGGUUCGUAACGG
Messenger RNA from Arabidopsis thaliana (thale cress), 2980 nucleotides. Its product is annotated as Malectin/receptor-like protein kinase family protein. Lineage: Eukaryota; Viridiplantae; Streptophyta; Magnoliopsida; Brassicales; Brassicaceae. The transcript has a single exon. The coding region runs from base 140 to 2782 and encodes 880 amino acids. Gene Ontology annotation, cellular component: membrane. Gene Ontology annotation, biological process: response to metal ion. The record is from RefSeq and is marked reviewed. Gene Ontology annotation, molecular function: protein kinase activity; ATP binding; transmembrane receptor protein tyrosine kinase activity.